GAUGUGUGUGUGUUCACUGCUGUGUGUGUGCACUUUGGAUGGGUUAAAAGCAGAGCACGAAUUCCUAGUAUGGGUCACCAUACUUGGCUGUAUGUCACGUCACUUACUCAGUUACUCAAAAUGUAUCAUUCUUGGAAUUGUACAUUUGUUUAUUCAUUUCAGUCAAACUAUUUCUUGUAUUAAUGCAGUCAAAAAGCCUUGUGUAAGAAAAAAUAUGAAAAAGUUAGCUUUUCCUUGUUCUGAGUUCUCAGUAGGUUUUGCUGCAUAAUAACAUUGUCAUAUAUUAUUGUAACAGCUGAAUUGUUAGGUGUUUGUCUGAAACCCACUCAGGGAUGUUUUUGACAGUUAAUUGGUUUUGUUUUUUUGCUGCACAUCCAGUGUAAAUAAAUGAUGACCGGCUUAUGCCACCCUCUUUAUUUUAUAAUGCAAACUGCAAUAAAAUUCUUCUCUGACAUUGUCCUGUUUACAACCAAGUUUGGAUGAUUAUUAAUAAAAGAACACGUCAAGGUAAAGUUUUCAACUUUGGAGGAAAUAAGUGGUGACCAUUUUUAGCCGCCUGUUGGUGAAUGACGUGGUCCCUUAACCUCACAGAAGCACUUGCUUAAUAUCAAGUUUAGCAUCAUACAUCGUUUCUCUCUCUCUCUCUCUCUCUCUUUUGUCACCUUCUGUAGAAAAUAGAGGAACUGGCGCACUUGGAGGCAAACAAGCACAAUGGAUGUAAUCUCUAAAGAGGGUCUGCUCUUUUUGCAGGGGGUCAAGUUUGGGAAGAAGAUCUGGCGGAAAUCCUGGCUGAUUCUGUUUGAGCCCAGUCCUGCAGGUAUCGGCCGGAUGGAGCUGUAUGACAUGCGUGAUAGAGGGGGACUGACGGGGUCCGCCAUCCCGAGGCCUUCAGGGCUCAGGAAGAUGGACAAACGGGUGAUCCGCCUGACAGACUGUCUGAGCAUCACUCCAGCCCCAGGAGAAAGCUGUCCCACAGGUUGCUCUGCCUUCUUUUUAAACACCAUCUCAUCCACCUACACCAUCGCUGCCCCCUCCCAGGAGGACUGGAUAAAUGUUCUGUGCCAGGUAGCAUUUCAGAAGACCAAAAGAACCGAAGAUACCAUUAAAGAUAAAUGUACGACACCGGCUGACAAUGACCUCUACUCCACCUGGGGAGCAGGCCAGUUCCAGGUGACAGUCCAGAGCACAGAUGCGUCUCAAAGGUGCAAGAUGUCUGGGUCAUACCUGCUGUCUUCUGAGAAAGAGGCUAUUUGUCUGCUGGACCUUAAGACUGGACAGGCCAUCUACCACUGGCCCUACAGGCUCCUCAGGAGGUUUGGCCAAGUCAAGGGGGGAAUAAUGAUUGAGGCAGGUCAUCGCUGUAACACUGGGGAGGGUCAGUUCAUUUUCUUGUCAAAACAGGGGGCGCAAAUAAAAAGGGCCAUUGAAGAGGCCAUCAUGCACCAGAGUGUCCAAGAACUGCUGGCACAAGCCACCGCUCUUCCGCAAGAGACCGCCCCCAAGCCCCCCUCGCCUAGAAGCAAACCACGGGGCAGGCCCAAGGUAAAAAAUAUUCCUCCGAUCAAUGUGAAUCAAGAUCCACCAUCCAUACCACAAGCCAUUCCACCCCCACCACCUUUACCAAAACCCAAAAUACAGGGUAGGGACAAAACGAAGAUCAGUAAGCAACCUCAAGGCAACAAGAAUCAGGAAAGACCUUGCCCACCUAUACUUAAAAAACCCGGGCAGCCAAUACACAAGAUCAUUGGAGGUGUUCUCACCCUCCAGAAUGUCCAAAAGGGAUCAUCCACUCCUCCUCAACAAGCCCCACCACUACCGCCCCCCUUGCCUAAAUCCAAACCACAGGACAGGCCUAAAGUGAAAAAGCUUCCUCCAAUCAAUACAAAUCAAGAUAGACCCUGCCCAACAGUACCACGCAGAUUCAUCUCCUUACCAGAUCCACCACCUUGCGUCAAAAGCCCAGUAAGUAGCUCGGAUGAAGUUUUGUAUUCGGCAGUUUUUCAUCAACCAAAGCCAAGAUCAAAAAUUGAUCUCCCAAAAGUUCCAACCCCUCCGAGUCUACCACCAAACACGGAUACAGAUGUAAACGUGGAUGAAGAGAAGGAAUGGAAAUUACCACAAGAACCCUCUGAGGACAAAAAUGAAGAAGCUCCCUACACUAACUGGACAGAGAAGAGCACUGGUGAGCAGGAUCAAUCAGAUAUUCGGGACCUUUAUAGCACAGUGAAUUUUGCAGCUAAACGUAAGAACAGACAGACUGAGGACAGUGAUGAUCAAGAGCAGCCUAACACUGAACAACAAGCUCCUGUUAUCACUUCCAGUGAAAUCCCUGUCGACUUCAAAGAGACCCUUUCUGGCAUUCUGUUUAAAGAUCUGUCUAAAAUUCCACCCCCAUUUCCGCCCAGGUCACGUGGGGGAAGCAGAGAACAGUUAGAUCGACUAGAUGAGCAGAUGACUGAUUGAGGUUUUUAUUGUCUACAGCUGAGGUCAGUGUCAUUGCUAGCCUGAUUAUUGUGAGUGAUAUGCGUUAAAGUGUGCGAUAAGCCUUAACAUGAAACUUUUACUAAUAAUAUGCAGAAUAUGUAGGUCUAAUGAGAUGGUUAAAUAUAAGGACAAUUAUAUUUUUUAAAUGUAAAUGAUCUUUAUUGAAAAUGUUUUGUAAGAUAUAUUGUAUAAGUGUGUAUAUUUGUGUAUAAGUUGUUUAAAAUGGUUUGUUUUUUAAUAAUCAACAAAUUAUUUAAUGUAAAGGAAUAGUUAACCCCAAAAGGUGAUGGUCCCAACAAAGUUGAAUAGGGUUUUAUUUAUGUUUUAUUGUUAUUUCUUUCCUUUUUUCUUUUUCUUUUUUCCCACACAGGGGACCAGCAACUGUUUGGUUGCCCACAUUUUCCAAAA
Molecule: messenger RNA, 2892 nt
Organism: Carassius auratus (goldfish)
Lineage: Eukaryota; Metazoa; Chordata; Actinopteri; Cypriniformes; Cyprinidae
Product: docking protein 3-like
Exons: 5
Coding region: 712-2463 (583 amino acids)
Biological process (GO): cell surface receptor protein tyrosine kinase signaling pathway; positive regulation of MAPK cascade; Ras protein signal transduction
Cellular component (GO): cytoplasm
Source: RefSeq, a predicted model, not a curated record